Cherax quadricarinatus is the source of this 4323-nucleotide messenger RNA. It is a transcript of the gene Rad9, whose product is annotated as cell cycle checkpoint control protein Rad9. NCBI's taxonomy places the organism in Eukaryota, Metazoa, Arthropoda, Malacostraca, Decapoda, Parastacidae. Gene Ontology annotation, biological process: mitotic intra-S DNA damage checkpoint signaling; cellular response to ionizing radiation; DNA repair. Gene Ontology annotation, cellular component: checkpoint clamp complex. The record is from RefSeq and is a predicted model, not a curated record.
UGGCCCUUAACACCAACAAUAACAAGAAAAAGAAAGCCAGAGAAACAUUGUCUUCUGAAGUUAAUGUUUAAAACACAGCAACAAUGAAGUGUGUUAUACCGGGAGUUAAUAUUAAAGUUUUUGGAAGAGCCAUUCAUUCGCUGGCAAAAAUUGGGGAUGAAUUAUAUAUUGAACCACAUUCUACAGGAGUUUCCUUCCGUACUGUCAACUCAUCUCGAUCAGCGUUUGCUUCAUUUCACUUUGACAGUAGAUUCUUCUCUCAUUUUGAUGAUGGUUUGGUUAGUCAGCAACCAGAUGCCGAGGAUGAGACUGUUAAGUGCAAAGUCAGUAUGAAGGCUUUUAUAAGUGUUUUCAAGUCCCUUGCUGCUCUGGAGAGGACUGUAGAAAAAUGCAAAUUGGUAUUGGAUGGAGAAGACGCCAAGUUAGGAGUUCAACUCACAUGUCGUCAUGGAAUAGUUAAAUCGUGCACUUUGUCUUUCAUUGAAUGCGAAACUUUGCAGGCUGUGUAUGACAAGGAUUCCUGCACCACCCACAUCCAUAGUCAAGCUCGGGUUCUCAGUGAUGCUGUUCUCAAUUUCCAGCUUAGCCAGGAGGAAGUUACUCUCUCUGUCUCACCUCGGAAAACUAUUCUCAGAAACUAUGUUGAUGAUGAACCUGACCCUGGUAAAGCUAUUCACACAAUGCUUACACUGCAGUCAGAAGAAUUUGAUGUCUAUGACAUAUCUGGUGAUUGUGAGGUUACAUUCUGCCUCAAGGAACUUAGAGCAGUUCUUACAUUCGCUGAACCUGUUAAUCUUCCUAUUACUUCACAUUUUUCUGACCCAGGAAGCCCAAUCAUAUUCUGUGUUAACAACAGUCCCAUGUUUGAAGGAAUAUUUGUCUUAGCAACUCUGUCUCAGAAGCCAGACACACAAGUCUCUGGGAGUCAUGCCCUAGGCAGGCGAACACCUCAGUCAGUACAUAAGAGAAAUGAUCCUGAGUCACCCUCAUGCUCGCAGGCACCCUCUGCUAUGAAUAGAACAGUGCAGUCCAUUAAUGAAUCACUUCGGGUUGAGUCGCCAACUGUUAGAAGACCACAGAAAACUAAUGAUAUUCCUAGGAGUGUUUAUGAAAAUAGAGAAACUGUAUCUUCAGCUUGUACCUCUGCAACCCAUGACAAGGCAAAUCCUCAGAAGAAUAAUGAGGCCAUACCACUUUCAUCAUCAAUGCAACACAGACAUGCUAGCAACAUCAAUGGCAGUGUAUCCCAGCCUGAGAUAUCUCUACUAAGGUUAGAGGCAAAUAAUAUGGCAGCAGAAGAGGAGGAAGAGGAGGUCAUACCAGGAACUCCACCUCCAAGAAAUUCAGAUUCUUCUUUCGUCCAUGCUUUGAGUCCACAUUUGAUCCUCUAACACUUUUUGAACCAGACAAAAUCUUAGCAGAAGACUCAGAUGAUGAUUCAUGAGUAUAAUUUUAACAGUAAUUCAUGAAUCAAAUAUUUCUGGCAUGGAGCACAGUGUUAAACAAAGUAUAUUUUGUUCAUACCAGUAAAUAGUUUGAAUGAAGGAUGACUUAUUAGUGAGCAACUGCUUGUUGCUGAUGCUGAUUCCUCACAGAAACAGAUUGUAAAAUGAGGAUAACAUUCCUUGCACGAAAAUAUUUUUGGUGCUGCCAGUGAGUCUUGAAGAAAUACACCGUUGCGAGUGAGAUAGUGCAUGGGAAUCAUAUGUUAGCUAACAUACUCAAACUUUUUUAAACUGUGUUUAUUUUGUAUUGAGGUCAUCCUAGUUAGUUUAAUAUCUUUAAUAUGCACCCUAUACCCAUCCUGUGGGCAGUAGUCAAAAAAUUCCAGAGGCAUACAGUGGGUCCAGGAACUGGGCUACAAAGUUUUGAUAGUUACUAAACAAGUUAAAGUGGUAAUGAACGAUUUGUAAACAUGUUUAUAUCAUCCUGUUGAUAAAAUAUUGAAUGAUUGCUUUAAAUUGUACAAACCUUCAGGGUGAGACAUUUCAGAUAUGACCUACUUAAGGUUGGUAGUGAAUGAUAACUAGUAAGAGAAAUGGGCAUUUAUAUAUUAUUGAUGAGGGAAGGAGCACUGCAUGAAUAAAGUAAGUCUAUUUUUGGUUCCAUUAUUGUUUUAUUUUUUAACUCGUUUGCCAUCUCUCACCAAGGCAGGGUGACCCAAAGAAGAAACUUGCACAACGAUUCAUUCAGUUAGUAUGUUUCCAGAAGUGUGCUGACAACAAAAUUAGAGUAUCCUCUGACUGUCACAUCCCCACCUCUUCAGCUUACAGGGACUUUCCUUCCUAACUCCUGGGCUCAAGUCCAACUAACUGGUUUCCCUGAAUCCCUUCCUAAGUUACCUUGCUUACACUCCAACAGCAUUCCCAUUAAAAUCCACUUGUCUUUAUUCACUACUGUCUAAUUUGUUUACACAAGCCUGCUAGAUGCUCAAGUCCCUAAAACUCAGUCUCUUUUACUCCCUCCUACCAUUCCUGGGACUAUCUCUCCCUCCUACCUUUCACUCCAGAUUUGUAAGCAGCAUUCAUCAUCCUAUCCCUCUCCAUUCUUUCUACAUGAUCAAACUACCUCAUAACCCCUCCUCAUACCUCUGAAUUAUACUACCUCACAUCGCCUUUUAAUUUCAAUCCUCUGAGUUCUAUGCAAGAUAUCCACACAUUGUUCUCAAACAUGACAUCUCCACUGCCUCUAGCCUUCUUGCUGAGGCAUUCAAAACCCAUGCUUUACGUCCAUAUAAAAGUGUUGCCGCAUCCCUUUUUGCCUCCAUAGAUAGACUUCCUUCUUUCCACAAAUAGGCCGGCACACCACCCACCUUCUUCCCCCCAUACUCAUUUAUUCUCUGGUCACUUUAUCUUUCAUAGACCCUUCUGCUGACAUGUCCACUCCCAGAUAUCUAAAUGUAUCCAUUUCCUUCAUACUUUGUCCCUCCAAUCUGAUAUUCAGUCUUUCCUUACCUAGACUUUUUUUGUUACCCCUCAUCACCUUGCUCUUAUCUGCCUUCACUUUCAGUUGCCUUCUUUUACAUUACCUCCCAAAUUCGUGCACCAGCCUUUAUAACUUUUCUUCAAAAUCACCCUAAAAGAACUGUCAUUAGCAAAGAGCUGCUGGGAUAACUCCCACUUUACAUCAGGUCCAACACCUUUCAAUCCCAUACCAUGGUAACACCACACAUCCAUUAUUAGUAGGCAUAAUUUGUAAUGUUUUAUCAAAAGACAUUGUAAAUUAAUUGUAAUUUACUUAGUAAUACAGUAUUCAUGUACAGUACACUCCAAAAUGUUCAUGUAAACUACUGUUUUGUCGAAUAAUGUGAUAAUAUAUACAACAUUAAUAAAUUUUCUUAACUGAUAUAUAUAAAAAAUUUUAAUGUUUAUUUUUUCUUUUUCAACAAACUGGCCACAUCCCACCAAGGCAGGGUGGCUCAAAAAGAAAAAUGAAAGUUUCUCUUGUUAAAUUUAGUAAUUUAUACAAGAGAAGGGGUUACUAGCCCCUUGCCCUCUUGAUUAAAUAGCUGAAACAAAAACUAGGAGAAAUAUGCAGAAAAUUUUAAUAAAUUGAUUUGGGACUAUGGUUUAAAAAAAAUAAUAUAGAAUUAUCAUAACAUAAGAGAGUAGGGGAGGAGAGAGAGCUUGAAAUGUGAUUAUAACUGCUUUCUGGACACCCACCCCACCAGAAUUCCUAUUUUAUUUUUUUUUUUCCUAUUCCUGCCUCAUACACUUACCAUGUAAAAGCUACUUCUGAGCAUACAACACCCACCCCACCAGAAUUUCUAUUUUUUUUUUCUAUUCCUGCCUCAUACACUUAUCAUGUAAAAGCUACUUCUGAGGAUACAAAGAGAAAAAAGGAGGCACUUAUUUCUAAAUUAAGAAAUUGCUCUACAGGAAACUUGGUUGAUGUUCCUAUGCAUGAAAGGCAUCAGGAAAUAGAGUAGGAACACUGACCACACAUGGAAUGAGCUCCUACUUGCCCACUCCACCAGCAUUGGUGUUUUUCAUUCUUUCCCCUGCACUUGCAGCGCUGUAUAGCCCUUGUGGUUUAGCGCUUCUUUUUUAUUAUAAUAAUAAUAAUUCCCAUGCACUUAAAAUGAUACAUCUGUGGGUAUGAGAAAAGAGCUCUACCUAGCAAGGUAUCUGGUAUUUGGCAAUAAUUACUAAUGUGAUCUGUUCAGUGUAAGUAUAAAAGAAACUUGUGCAAUGUUAGGUAAUUUUAUUAUGGACUGAUAAAACCCAUAGUAGGUGAAACAUUUUUCAUUAUAAAUUUACUUAACAUUGCAUUGGUGUUUCUUUUAAUGCAUUUGUUGAUAUUGUAUGCCUUGUUUGGACAAAA